UAUGUUGGUAUUAUGGUAACGCUUCGCCCUUCUUUGCCGAAACGGUCGAACCUACGCCGUCGUCGGGGCGCCAUUUUUCUUGUCGUUCGCCUCUGGAAGCGUAAGGACGCCAUUUGACGAAAUGGGGGACAGUCAGUACGGGAAUUAUAAUUCAGGUGCAGCCUCGUACGGGAGUUAUCCAGGAUACUCUCAAUCUGCGCCGGGAGGAGGCGGCGCAACAGGAGGCGCUCCUAAUUAUCCACCAUCCCAGAACUACGAUCAGAGUACUUACAAUCAACAAGGAUCAUGGGGUGGUCAGCAGAACUACGGCAGUUAUGGGACCAGUGGAGAUCAAUCGUCCUAUGGUCAACAAGGUGGAGGGAACUAUCCAUCAUAUGAUCAGUCGUCCAACUAUAACUCGAAUCCUCCACCACAAGGAGGCUACCAUCAGAACUACCAAUCCCAACCCCCUUCUUAUGAGCAGAAUAGUGGAGCUCCUGGGGGCACUGUUCAGUAUCCAAACUAUAGUCAGCAGUCUUCUGGUGGAUAUAGCCAGCAAUCUGGUUAUAGUAAUCAACAAGGCUACGGUGGGCAGAGUUAUGGAGGACCACCACCAUCUGGCGGUGGCGGUGGUGGUGGAGGUGGUGGAUAUGGAGGAUCAGGUGGUCGAGGUGGUGGCUACAAGUAAGUAGAAUUCUUAAUUUCUUACAUGGGUGUAAUGCAUGGCAGUAAUAUGGGAAUAGCAAAUUUUAAGACAAUGUCCAGAAAAUUUUACUUUCAUGAUCUUAUGAAAGAGUUCUUUCUUUAUAUAACUGGUGAAGUUAAUGUUAAAUUUUUGAAUUAAUGAAAACAAGGUAAAGAGUUUUGAAUAUCAUGAACAGUGAAGGUGUAAAAUGUUACUCUGAAUUUAUAUUUGUUUAACAAAGUCCAAAUGACAGAUGUGGUAAGGAGAUGUUAACAUGACAGAAAGGGUGAGUUUUACACCCAGAGAAUUCUGAACUUAAAUUUUGAAUGUGUUAAAUUAACAUUUUACAAUAUUGUUACUUAUAAAGGUUUUGGGUUAUAUUGUGUUAUGAAUCUGUGUAAUAUGUACUGGUGUUUUCUGAGUCUACAGGUGCUCUCACUAUGUUCUCUGUUCACAUUUGUCUACCCUGGUAAAAGUUAGAUAAUAGACUAAUAUAAAAAUAGGAAUUUUGAUACUCGGUAAAAAAAAAUUGAAAUAUUAAUUUUCAGUUAGGCUCAAUCUAUUUAUUUAUUUGUGUUCAAAAUAUUUAUUCUGCAUUUAAAAAAAUUCAGCAUGUAUGAUGUAUUAAGGGUGAACUUUUUAAGAUUAAAAGACUAGAAAUUUGUUGUAAGGUAUAGAGUGAAAAUGGCAGCUCAAGGUACUCUCGGUUAUGAGCAUUAUUUUAAAACAUUAAUGGUAUGGUUAAUAAAGCUGCCUCCCACCAUGGGAUACAACACGAUAAUAUCAGUAAACAUUGUGCCUUUUGAAAUGGCUCAUUUAUGUGAUUUAAAAUUGUGACCUGGUCAGACAAAUUUGUGUUAUUAAUUUCUUAUAAUACUACAGAGUUUUUCCGUGGUAAUAAAUUAUCCAGUGUUUGGCCAGGAUAAUAUUGAAAAAUAGGACCAUGGUACAUGUAUCACAGUUGGGAUGUGGGUUAUCCCUGAGUGAAAAUUGCAGCUGACAAAAACUUUGGUAACUUGAGUAUUGGGUUUGAAAUCUAGGGUGAACAGUAAUUACUUGUGUGUCUAUGUGCAUGUGGUCUACAUUUCCAUACAGACAGCCUAGUCAGCUGUAGGUAUGUCAGGAGGCAGGCUCCAGUGCCCCUGGUUCCUGGCCUUGCUCCUGCUUCCUUGGUCACUCUUUCCCUGCCCUGAGCCCUUGAGCCCUGCCCUGAAUCUAGCGUUGCCAGUGCUGCGCAUAUCAGGCCCUAAGCAGCCGGGGCCAGGGAAGGACCGUCCUCCACUGACUCGGAGCAAGUGAUCGACUCUCGUACUGAUUCAGUCUUUAUGCUUCUGUUAUAGCAGUGGCGGCAGGGGUGGUUAUAACAAAGGUAAAAGCACCGAGCUCAAGCUCCGGUGCCAUUUAUUUGUUUUAUUUUCAAUACCUGUUAUGUUAUAUGGUAUAAUCUCACUAGGGCUUGAUAAAAUAAAAGGGCAUCUUUCUCUGAAGCAAGAAAUACUGGAACUGCAAGAGAUAGUUAAAACAGAAUAAUCAUUGCAAUGUUAAUGUGUGGACUACUGAAGAUCUUGGGAGUAUUAAGUGUCAGUAAAAAUUGUUCCAGAGGUAUUUGCAACAGGAAAGUGCCCUAAUUUCAUUAAGGUUAAACUCUUAGAUUUGCUGAUGUUAGAGUGCUCAGAAUUGGAGAUCAUUAACUGGGAAGUUUCUUGGGGUAUAUUGGGAGAUUUAUGGUAAUAGCCCUGUAGGAUCAAGCUCUGGUGAGCAGUGUGGAUGUGAAAUUGCUGUUUGUUGUAGUUGCUUGGUUUUACAAAUCGACAUUUGUGAAACAGCCAUUUCUCAUCAGCUGUAUUCCUAUCCAUGCGAUUGUAUUGCCACCAUAAGCCCAUUGUAUUGAUAAGUGAAGUGUUCAGAUACCAAAGUAACCUCAACCCCAUGAUCAUAGGAUCUCAGACCCUUUAAGUCGAGACUUUCAGUACAUUUAAUCUGCUUCCUGAGGGCUGCAAAGAAAUUUUUAUGUAGAUGAGAGCAGUAAUGUCAGGAAGGUCACAGUGAUGUGCCUUUUAAGGUAUCAGGUGAUGUUCUCUGAACAUACAGUAUUGUGUACGUUGUCCUCGAGAGGGAAGAAACUUAGGCUGCCCAUCUGAAGAGGGCCAAAUGGUGUAUGGGUAGAUGAAUGGAGAAAGAUGGUAAAUUCUGCUGGAUGACGUGUAAAGAUGAAACUUAAUUGGUUAUGGUAAUGAUGCCCUGAAAUGGAAGGUUGUUCCAUAUUGCUUGUCUAUCCAUUCCAUCAUUCUCCUUCAUCCAGUUAAUUUUUUUUUUUUUUUUCCAAUGCAACUGUUGUAAACAUGCACUGAAAUUAUGCUUCUGAAAGUUUUUAAACAAAGGUGAAGUUGGUUCACAUAGUGAGAUGAAAAGUGUAUAUGGAAACUAGGUACUAGAUUGCUCUGGUCAAUUUGGAAAUGGCUGGGGUAUGUGAUGAUUGUCUGCACAGCUUUAGUCUGUUUCAUGACAUGGGGUUACUACACUAUGGUUGUCCACCAGAAAGGCAGGGAUACGUUUGUGUGGAAUGUGUGUGGCACAGCAGUUUUCCUGUGUGGUAUGCCCAAAUGGUGGACUUGGUAUCAAUCACUAUUUAGAAAUAUAUUGUCCUGUUACUAUUGUAGUAUUUACAAAUAUGCAAUGCAUGUCAGUAGUAAAACACUUUACCAGCAGAAAAAGCUAUGAAGUGUCAUUAACCAUUUCGGUCUGACUUGUACAUUUCAGUGUUAGUUUCUUUACAUUAAUGCAAAUUAAUUCAUAUUAAAAAUGGUUUGCUUGGGAAUUGUAUUUGUGGUAUUAAGAAUUCAAAAAGAGACCAAAAUGGUACACACCAUCAGUGUUAAAAACUUCACUUUUUUUGUUACUUAUAGAGUAAUGUUUGAGUAUUGGGAUUGUCUCCACUUUUAGUACAUAAUGUUUUAAAAACAGCCAGAGUUUAUGUUAGUUAAAUAUUUUCUUAUUAUAUAAUAAUUGGUUGAUUCUUACGUUAACAGCUUACUAAAAUAGUUACAACAAUUAACAUUGUAUGUGGGAAUAUUUGUCAUUGAAUCAACUGUGUAAUGAUUGCAGCCAUCUUUCUUAAACUCUGGUUGUGUUAUAGAGUAAAUUGGUUUUUUAAUAGUAAGCAACACCAAUGUGAAAAUUAACUUUUAAGACAAUGUUUUCCAAUAUUUUAAAAAAUUACUAUGAAAGUAUAAUAUUUAGACUUAUGAGUAGUUGUAUGAUACACUACCUUACAUUUUUUAAGACAGUUGAUGCUCUUUGUUCCAAUAAGCCAUGUGAAUAAGUACUAUUUAGGGAAAUAUAAAUAUUUUGUUAAUUACCCUGAAAUUGGUGGUUGCUUUCUAAAUUACUUGCACUUUAUUUCUAAGUUCAGUUUUUAGUGUUAUCUUUACUUCAAUGCCAACAAUACAUUCCAGGAUAUGGUGACCGGGGUGAUAUGAUCGUUCAAGAGGAUACAGUAUUUGUGUCUGGGAUGUCACCAGCUAUGACUGAGGAAGACAUUCAUCAACAUUUUGGUUCUAUUGGUGUCAUUAAGACUGACAGGAGAACUGGCAAACCGAAGAUCUGGAUGUACAAAGACAAGAUCACUGGAAAGCCGAAAGGGGAGGCAACAGUCACUUAUGAUGAUUCAAAUGCAGCCAGAUCUGCCAUUAAUUGGUUUGAUGGUAAGGACUUUAAAGGCUCCAUCAUCAAAGUUCAAAUGGCUCAACAUAAGAAUAAUUAUGCUGCUGGCCGCAGUGGGGGAAGAGGCGGUCGUGGUGGCAUGGACCGUGGCCGUGGUGGAGACGGAGGCCGUGGAGGUGGUGGUGGCGGCGGAGGAAGCCGUGGAGGAGACAGAGGAGGACCUGGAGGUGGUAAAGGGGGUUAGUUGUGUACAAGAACCUCAAUUCAAUAUUUUUUACAUUUUGUGACUUGAGGUCUAAUUAAUUUUUUUAAAAUAAUAGGAUCUGGGAAUGUAAUUUGCACUAAUGGACAAAGAAAACAAUUUUCAAUAUUGUUCAUUCCUUGCAGGAUUUGGCAGAGAUGGUGAUUGGAAAUGCCCUAACCCUGAGUGUGGUAACACCAAUUUCUCUUGGCGAACAGAAUGUAACAGAUGCAACCAGUCUCGACCAGAUGGUGUAGGUGGCGGUGAACCUGGUGGAGGUUUUCAUGGAGGCCGUGGUGGCAGAGGUGGUGGUGGCCGUGGAGGAAUGGAUAGAGGUGGCUUCAGAGGACGUGGAGGAGACAGGGGUGGUCGUGGCUUUGGAAGAGGUGGUAUGGACCGAGGUCGUGGACGUGGAGGACCCAUGCGUGGCGGGUAAAUUAUUUGUGAAGAUGCUUUUGCAUGCAGCUGUUCCAUCUAUCCUUGUAUUCACAAAUGUAUCAAUACUUUAGAUGUUAAGAUUAAACAAUUAUUAUUAUACAAUACUUGUGAAUUUUAUAUUACCUGCUUCAAAAAUGUGUGUGAAUAUAUUUUGUUGGGCUUUGAAAACGGUUUUAAGUGUUUGUUAGAUGGAACAACAGGCAUUUAUUGGAAUUGAUGAUUUUGGUUAAGUUGAAUUCUAACAUAUUAUGUUUUGUUUGAUUUGCAGUGAUCGUGGCCGGGAUCGCUCCAAACCGUAUUGAGUUUCUGAGCACAGUUUGUGACUUGCGUGCGUGUGUGCGAAAUUGAUAUCAGUAGAGUAACCAUUGACUAUUGUGGUACAGGAAUUAUUUUCUUUUGUCUGUUAAUUGUUUGAUUUAUUUUGUAUAUUGCAAUGUCUCUUAUGUUUUGUAUAAGUACUGUAUGGACGAUUUUAUCCUUGUCACAAAUAAAAAAAAUAUUCAUAAUGUCAAAA
Molecule: messenger RNA, 5520 nt
Organism: Gryllus bimaculatus (two-spotted cricket)
Lineage: Eukaryota; Metazoa; Arthropoda; Insecta; Orthoptera; Gryllidae
Source: the annotation of a GenBank genome assembly